Molecule: messenger RNA, 6024 nt
Organism: Lates calcarifer (barramundi perch)
Lineage: Eukaryota; Metazoa; Chordata; Actinopteri; Centropomidae
Gene: ampd2b
Product: adenosine monophosphate deaminase 2b
Biological process (GO): AMP metabolic process; IMP salvage
Cellular component (GO): cytosol
Molecular function (GO): AMP deaminase activity
Source: RefSeq, a predicted model, not a curated record
UCCAGAUAGUCACACAGUAUCAUACUGGUUUGAAUUGAACUUAUGAUUGACCUUUACUUUGAUUCGCUGCCAGAGACGUGCUGUGAAUUAUGGGAGAGUAAACAAGACACACAAACGUGCGUGAAAAAGCUUCUCCUCCUUUCUUACACUUCCCCACGUCCUCGGGAGAAGUGGCUGUGAGUUCUUUUUUUUCUACUUAGAUAACAUAAAAGUUACCUUCUAUAUGCCGUGUUAGUUCGUUUAUGUGCUGACUGACAUUAACAGUGAUUCAUUCUGGUGUUUCUGUGAUGCUAAUUUAUACUUCCGUGACAUGCUAGUGUCAGAUGUUACCAUACCUGCAAAUCGUUUGACGGCUAACGUUAGCAUUUAUUGGCUAGCUGCAUUGUAAGCACACAGUAACUUUGAUAUGCACAAGAGAGACAUGCUUUAAUGGUUAUUACAGUUUCACUCAUUCACCCAUCAUACACGAACACUGUCUGUCGGUAAAGGAUCAAGGUGCUCGCUUACUGACUCGUGAAAAUCUAGUUAGCUGGCAGUUAAAUCAAAAUUAACUGUGCCAAACACAAAACAAGAAGAAUACAGUGGGCACUCUUUUUUCCCACCCGAGGUGGAUGACGACCCGCCCCUACCUGCCUCUGAUUGGCUUAUCUCGAUAUUCGAACUCCAACUAUAACCAAUCAUGACUCUUCAUCCUUAACCCUAACACAAAACGAAAUGCCAGCCAGGGUUGGGGUGGGUCUCCACCCAUCUCGGGUGGGAAAAAAUCAGGCCUAAAGGGGGACUAAAGUGAGGUGUAAAGUGAUUGAUCCUCUGGGGAAAAUGAAUUAAUUUUACAACAGUCUAUUAGUUGUUGAAGUCUUUUGGUGCUUUUUAUUUUUUUUUAGCUUUCACUAUAGACUACACUCGUAUUCUUAUUCUUAUUAUCAUAAACAUUUGUUUGCAGCAUUCAUUUUACUAUUUCAAUUCUGCUGUAACCACAACUUUUCUCCCCACUGGUUUGCCCACACAUAGAUUUGUGGUUGUCAUGGCAACAGCAGAACUGCGCACUGCUGCUGUGUGUUUUGCACCCUGUGUGUGUGUGUUUUUUCUAUGUGUAUUGGCAGGGGGGAAGCCGAGCCUCUCCAUCACGCCCCCAGUCUCCAUCAGCGCUGCAGCUCAGGCAUGGGAGUCUUUGGGAGGAGGCGGGGCUUGUUUCGCUGCAGAGGGAUGCUCCGCAGCCCCAUGCUGGCCCAACCAGUCUGGAAAUCCCUGCUCACAGCUCUCCGACGCUCCAUCCUCUGCAGCUCUGACUCACUCAGCUCUCCUUUGCCCAUUCGAGUCAAGCUGAACCGCACAACCUGGGAAGAUGUCCUCCAACCUGCCCCCUGGGUCUGCAGCUGGGGCCACCGGGGCCAAAAACAAGCCACUCUCCCCCUUCAGGAAGCGGGGCAGCCUGCAGUACACAGCGAGCACAGUUGAUCUCCGUGGUCACCGCCACCUCCUCACUUCCCAGCAUUCCCUGCCUGGGAUCCCCGUGGCCUUGAAACAAUCCAUUGACCUGCGCACAUCCAUGGACGGGAAGUACAAGGAGAUUGCCGAAGAGCUGUUCUCCCGCAGCCUGGCAGAGAGUGAGAUGCGCAGCGCCCCCUAUGAAUUUCCUGAGGACAGCCCCAUCGAACAGCUGGAGGAGAGACGCCAUCGCCUCGAGCGGCAGAUCAGCCAAGAUGUCAAGUUUGAGCCUGACAUCCUCCUGCGAGCCAAACAGGAGUUCAUGAAGACUGACAGUGCCACUGAUCUCGAAUACAUGAAGGAGCAGAGCCAAGCUCCUGACCUCCAGGAGAGGGAGCUGGUCCCAGAGAGAGAGUACCAGAGAGUCACUAUUUCUGGAGAGGAGAAAUGUGGGGUUCCCUUCACAGAUCUGUUGGAUGCUGCCAAAUGUGUGGUGAAGGCUCUGUUCAUCAGACAGAAGUACAUGGGUCUGUCGCUGCAGAGCUUCUGCAGGACCACCUCUCGUUACCUGCAGGAGCUGAGUGAGAGGCCCCUGGACUUGGAUAUUUAUGAGGAAGAGAUCCCAGAGACAACAGUCACUGCAGAUGCCACAGUGCACCCACCUGUUUCUGAAACACACCCGUACGAGAACCAGGAUCCCGCCAGCAUGCCCCCUGACAUGGGUUACGGCUGCAAGAUGGUGGAUGGUGUCAUGCAUGUGUACACAACGAGGAGCAUUAUGGAAAAAAGCACUGAGCUGGACCUGCCGUAUCCAGACCUGCAGGAGUACAUCGCCGAUAUGAAUGUCAUGAUGGCCCUCAUUAUCAACGGCCCAGUAAAGUCCUUCUGCUACCGUCGUCUGCAGUAUCUUAGCUCCAAGUUCCAGAUGCACAUCCUGCUGAAUGAGAUGAAAGAGCUGGCAGCACAGAAGAAAGUCCCACAUCGAGACUUUUACAAUAUCCGUAAGGUUGACACACAUAUCCACGCCUCGUCCUGCAUGAACCAGAAACACCUCCUGCGCUUUAUCAAAAGGGCCAUGAAGAAGUAUCCUAAGGAGAUUGUUCACGUGGAAAGAGGAAAGGGACAAACACUCAUGGAGGUGUUUGAGAGCAUGAACCUGACGGCCUUUGACCUGAGUGUGGACACCCUGGACAUGCACGCCGACCGUAACACUUUCCACCGAUUCGAUAAGUUCAAUGCCAAAUACAACCCCAUCGGCGAGUCCAUCCUGAGAGAGAUCUUCAUCAAAACAGACAACCACAUCGAGGGGAAAUACUUUGGUCACAUCAUUAAGGAGGUGAUGGCUGACCUGGAGGAGAGCAAGUACCAGAACGUGGAGCUCAGGCUGUCGAUCUACGGCCGCUCCAGAGACGAGUGGGACAAACUGGCCAGGUGGGCCGUCAAACAUCAGGUCUACUCCAACAACGUCCGCUGGCUCGUACAGGUGCCACGACUCUUUGACGUCUACCACACAAAGAAACAACUGUAUAACUUUCAGGAGAUGCUGGAGAAUAUCUUCAUGCCUCUGUUCGAGGUUACAGUCGACCCCGGCAGCCAUCCACAGCUGCACCUCUUCCUUCAGCAUAUUGUGGGUUUUGACAGUGUGGACGACGAGUCAAAACCAGAGCAACAUAUCUUCAAUCUGGACAGUCCGCUGCCAGUCAACUGGACAGAGGAGGACAACCCGCCCUAUUCCUACUACCUCUACUAUAUGUAUGCAAACAUGACUGUGCUGAAUCACCUGCGCAGGCAGCGGGGGUUUAACACGUUUGUCCUACGCCCUCACUGCGGGGAGGCGGGGCCAAUCCAUCACCUGGUGUCUGGGUUCAUGCUGUCAGAGAACAUCUCCCAUGGGCUGCUGCUCAGGAAGGCUCCUGUGCUGCAGUAUCUGUACUACCUGGCUCAGAUUGGCAUCGCCAUGUCCCCACUCAGCAAUAACAGCCUGUUCCUUAGCUACCAUCGUAACCCUCUGCCAGAAUACCUGUCCAGAGGCCUCAUGGUCUCUCUGUCCACAGAUGACCCUCUGCAGUUUCACUUCACCAAGGAGCCCUUGAUGGAGGAAUACAGCAUUGCUGCUCAGGUGUGGAAGCUGAGCUCCUGUGAUAUGUGUGAGCUGGCCAGAAACAGUGUGCUGAUGAGCGGAUUCUCUCAUAAGAUGAAGAGCUACUGGCUUGGUCCAAACUACAUCAAAGAGGGGCAGGAGAGCAACGACAUCAGACGCACCAACGUCCCAGACAUCCGGGUGGCAUACCGGUAUGAGACCAUGUGUGAGGAGUUGAAUUUAAUCACACAGGCCAUCCGCACGGACGAGCUGGAGACCAUCGAGGAGGAGGGCAGUCUGUGCAUGGGAGCUGUGCAGGCAGAGAAGUGAACAUGCAGCACAACACAAACAAAAUUCUCACUACAUUCCCUCUUCUCACAUCAGGACUUUGUACAGAUUUGCAUAUCAACAUAUCACACCUGUGAAAAUGGAAGAGCUUUGUUAUAAGACUGUGAGAGUUGCUACUGUGGCAAUAUGGGAGAGGACCUAAAAUCUGUUUACCUAAGGUGUUUACUUCCUUUAGUUUCUUUGAGUCAUUCUUUGUUCAAUUUGUCGUGGUGAUUUCAAAAUGUCUCUUGAUCUAUUUAUUUUAAAAUUAUGAUAUUUUCAUGGUUUGCGACCACAUUUUGUCAGCGUCUCUGUACAAAGUCUGCAUUUCCUUUAGUUUAGCCUUGAACAAUAUUUACAUUAUUUAACCCCAUUAAUAAAACCUACAAACUGGAUGCAACACUCUGAUUAAAAUAAGACAAUUGGGAUUAAUUUUCAAAGUAAAAAGCCUCUAACUACGUACAGGGUUGUAACUAACAUGGAGAUUACUGAGGUCAUGUUUGUGCAAACUGUUGGUUUUAGUGACCUUGGGGAGUUUACAGUCUACAAUUAAAAACAAAGACAUGGUGAGUACUUUUGUUUGCUGAUUCCAGGAUUCAUAAACUUCACAUAUUUACAUCUGGCAGCUUUUAAUCCUUCAUAAUAAAGAAAUGUGGAGUGUAGAGAGAGCUCUGAGACAGCAUUCAGACAUUUAUUUAGGGAGAUAAAACAGUAACACUUUCUAUUAGUUCCUGACAAGUCUCCUGGAAAGAACUAUAUACCCUAGUAUUAUUUAUAGGGAAAAUAGAAACAAAGUGUUGACAUUUAUUAUUUUAGUUUGAGAUGAUUUGUUGGUUACCAGGAGGUGACAGCACCAGCUGUUCUUCAGUUCAAACUUUGCCUACCUAUAACAUAAGUAUUUACUAAAAUUUAUUCAGGACUAAAAUAAAACAGAUUAUACACGCAAACUGGUUCUUACAUAGAGAUUAGUUGUUACUAAACACAGACAAUCAAGUGACAAACUGACAAAGCUAAUAUUUAGAUAUUUUUCAGUCAUUCUGAACUGUCUGACACACACAUUUACAAAGGACUGGCACUUUUUAAAAUAUUGUUGGGCCUAUUAUAUUACAACAGUCACGUACGAUCUUUCCCACUCACUACAUAAGUCUUUGCUUUAAGUUUUAAUGUUGCAACCCGACUUAAUAAAUCACAAGUUCAAAAGAAUCUAGUUGUAACUCAGAAUUCAGGAACUUAUUGUGCAAAUUUAGUGAUGGAUUGACAACCCAGCCCAGAGGAAUUUCCUUGAAAGAUCUUCUCCAUUUAAAUAUGUUUUGAAAAUAUAAAUAAACAGCUAAUUGAAUAAAUAAAGUGCAAACAAUACAAAUAAUAAAUAACUAUUUUGGUGUUGAGGGGAGUGGUGGGUGAGCUGGACUUCGACUGGUUGACCUCAGUAUUUUUUCCAGUCCUGGCUACGGCCCUGACUACUUAGAAAAUCAUAGACGUGAUGCAAAAACCUUUAAAGAAUAUUCAUGGUCAAUUUAGUCUAGUGUUUCUAGAAAAAUUUGAAACACUACAUUAAUUUUUGUUUAGUACCGUUGCCAUUUUCUACUGUAAUCAUCCAUAGGACAAUACCUCAUGCUGUAUAACUGGCAGAAAGCUCCACAUUUUCAGUAUUCCUGUUACUGGUAAUGAUUAACAAUUAAUUAAUUAACAAUGUAUUUUCUCCAGCUGCUCCUUGUGAUAUUCUUGCUGGUUUUUUUUAGAGUCUUUACAGUGAAUCAGUAGAGUUGCAUGAAGGCACGUCAAUAUUUUGUCUCUGGUGUGCAGUAAUGCUACUCCUUUGUGGCAUCUUAUUAUACUAACUCUUACUUUGUGACUUUGUUUCUACAAACAGUCUUAACUGUAACUCUGGUCUGAUACCAACUGUCCUUUAUCUCUGAAUCAUAGUCCAGUGAAUGGUGCAUGAUGAUUUGUUCCUUCAGUUUUCACUCCUCAAACAAGCUCAACCAGUGCCAAAACCAUGAAUAAACCAUUUUUUAGAGAACUUGAGAACUGUUUUUAAACUCCUGCCUUCAGUUUGGGUGUUAUAGUAGGGCUACUUGUUGCUAUUCAAAACACCACAUGUCCCCCCAGAGAAUUGUAUGUGCUGUUUGUGAAAUAUUAUUUAAUGACAUUUGUGUCUAUGAAGAAUAAAUGUUGUUCACAUUGGA